CCAUGGGCUGGGGAGCUAUGGGUUCAGUUACCAAUUUCGUGUGCAGCCGUUCGGUUUGGAUGCGGCAUGGCGUGGAUACUCUGAGCAAAUAGCGAUCGAACGGAACUAUAGUCACACCCGCUGGCCAGUCGAAUCCCAGCCCCAGCUCAGUCCGAAAUGUGUGCACAGUGGAGUGGAUCGUCGGUGGUGCUGGUGCUAGUGGUGCUAUCCAUGCCACUGGGCAGUGAAAGUGCCAAGCUCCCGGCCCGCAAGCAUCCAGCUGGAGUGGACUUCUUCGAGCAUGAGUUCACCAGCAUUGCAGCAGACGAGUAUGAUCCCUAUGGACCAGAUAUCGGGGACGAUGACCUGGGUAUCGAUGAUCCCGAGACCAUGCCACGCCUGUUCCAAGGGGAUAUCGCCAUCGAUCCUUACACCUACAUCACCCUGCGACUGGGAGUGAAUCCCAUGCGGCACCCGAAGCGCCUUUGGCCAAAUGGAACGAUUCCUUUCGAGAUCAGUCCCCGUUACGUGAACCAGGAAAGAGAAGCCAUCGUCCAGGCCCUGAAAACCUUCAACUCGCUGACCUGUGUGCGCUUCGUGCCCUACGACGGGGAAGUGGAGGACUACUUGUUGAUCGAGCCGCCGGAGGAAGGACCUCAAGGAUGCUGGUCCUACGUGGGCAGAAGGGGUGGCGAGCAGGUGGUGUCCCUACAGAGGCCUGACGAAACCAGCGCCCACUGCUUUAGCAGCGAGGGAAGGAUAAUGCACGAGCUGAUGCACGCCAUUGGGAUAUAUCACGAACAGUCGCGAGCCGAUCGCGACAACUUUGUGAAGAUCCACUGGGAGAAUAUAGUGCCCCGAUUCCGCAAGAACUUCAAGUUGGUUUCGAAGAAGAAGGGGAAGUACGCCUUCGACUACGACUACAACUCCGUGAUGCACUACGGCGAGUUUUACUUCAGCAAGCGGAAAGGGGAGAAGCCGACCAUGACUCCUCUGCAGCCGGGAGUCAGGAUCGGUCAGCGGAAAACCAUCAGCAAGAUCGACUGCCUCAAGAUCAACGAGCUCUACGGCUGUUUGCAGGGCAGGAGGGCCAAGAUGUACCGCAGUUUCUGUCAUUUGCUCGGUUUGUAAUGGGAAUUCUUUUGAA
Molecule: messenger RNA, 1126 nt
Organism: Drosophila bipectinata
Lineage: Eukaryota; Metazoa; Arthropoda; Insecta; Diptera; Drosophilidae
Product: hatching enzyme 1.2
Biological process (GO): proteolysis
Molecular function (GO): zinc ion binding; metalloendopeptidase activity
Source: RefSeq, a predicted model, not a curated record